Molecule: messenger RNA, 648 nt
Organism: Varanus komodoensis (Komodo dragon)
Lineage: Eukaryota; Metazoa; Chordata; Lepidosauria; Squamata; Varanidae
Gene: RAB25
Product: RAB25, member RAS oncogene family
Exons: 5
Coding region: 1-648 (215 amino acids)
Biological process (GO): exocytosis
Cellular component (GO): recycling endosome
Molecular function (GO): GTP binding; GTPase activity
Source: RefSeq, a predicted model, not a curated record
AUGGGGACCUCCGAGGAGGAUUAUAAUUUUGUCUUCAAAGUGGUCCUGAUUGGAGAGUCCGGGGUGGGGAAGACCAACCUGCUCUCCCGCUUCACCCGCAACGAGUUCAGCCACGACAGCCGCACCACAAUCGGGGUGGAGUUCUCCACCCGCACCAUCCUGGUGGGAGACGCCCUGGUGAAGGCCCAGAUCUGGGACACGGCGGGGCUGGAGCGCUACCGUGCCAUCACGUCCGCUUAUUACAGGGGAGCCGUGGGCGCCCUCUUGGUUUUCGAUAUCACCAAGCACCAGACGUACGACGUGGUGGAGCGCUGGCUGAAGGAGCUGUACGACCAUGCCGAGGCCACCAUCGUUGUCAUGCUGGUGGGCAACAAGACGGACCUGGCCCAGGCCCGGGAGGUCCCGGCAGAGGAGGCAAAGAUGUACGCAGAAAACAAUGGGUUGCUCUUCGUGGAAACGUCUGCACUGGAUUCCACCAACGUAGAGCUGGCCUUCGAGACUGUCCUGAGAGGUAUCUUCAACAAGGUGCAAAAACAGAAGCAAAAGAGCCCCCUGGACAGCACGGUUUCCCUCUCUGCCGAGAACGCCCCCGCGGGGUCCCCCUCGCGACCCGAGGGGGAAAAGCGGGCGUGCUGCCUGGCCCUCUGA